This is a messenger RNA of Mercenaria mercenaria, 4082 nucleotides long. RefSeq lists its product as uncharacterized. NCBI's taxonomy places the organism in Eukaryota, Metazoa, Mollusca, Bivalvia, Venerida, Veneridae. Gene Ontology annotation, molecular function: protein binding; RNA polymerase II transcription regulatory region sequence-specific DNA binding; DNA-binding transcription factor activity, RNA polymerase II-specific. The record is from RefSeq and is a predicted model, not a curated record. The transcript is spliced from 10 exons. Gene Ontology annotation, biological process: regulation of DNA-templated transcription. The coding region runs from base 1 to 2406 and encodes 801 amino acids.
AUGGAUAAUUCACCCGAGGUGGAAUCGAAGAGGUCAAAAAAGAAGAAAGUGGACCCAAGUUUCAAAUCGAAAAGAUACAGAGACAAACUACGGGCAGAGGUCAAAGCUUUAGAGAAUCUAAUUCCAGUGGACAGACCAACUCUCAACAAGAAACUAGACAGCCAAACAAUAUAUAGGCUUGCCAUCGCCUUUCUGAGAGUUAAAACAUAUUUAAAAGGUAGGCUUUACCCAAACUCAAGAAAUUUGAGCCUUGGACAGACGACAAACCACCGGAAUACAUUUGAUGCUAACCACACUGCUGAAACAUUCAUUCCAUUACAAGACUGUGACGGAAAACAUGGCACGCAGAAUGAGCAAAACAUGUCUGCAGACAAUCAAACACAUCAACGUUCUCGUGCGACAAAGCCGGGUGAUAUUCUUGAAGGAUCUGGAAGCAAAAUCGAAAGUGUCCUGGACCCUGCCACUUUGUAUCAGAUGAUCGAAGGUUUCGUGGUACUGGCAUCUGCAGAUGGAACAAUCAUGUUUGUAACAGAAAAUAUAUCAAAGUAUACGGGUUUCAGUCAGGUGGAUUUAAUACAUCGCUGCCUGUACAGCAUUAUUCAUCCAGAAGAUUUUCAGGAUUUGAAAGACGCUCUGGAGAGUCAUCAUGCAAGACGUACGAACGAAGGAAUUAUGCAGAAAGGUACUGAUGAAUACUCCAGCAACAACUUUGACAAUUUCUUCUGUAGAAUUAGGUGUUACCAUGGAAACACAACCGGUUACAUAAAACUUCACUGUAGUGGAAAGAUUCACCACUUGACAGACAUGACAAAAACGACACAAACGUCAAAAAGUGUAGUCCUGCUUUAUUGUCAGCCAUUUCUGAAGACAGGAAAUGACGUCAUAGAUGAUGAAAAGAAAGACGUUUUCUGGAGCAAACAUGAUCUGGAUUUGAAAUUUAAGGAAAUUGAGGAGACACCUAUUCUCGGAUACUCUUCUUCGGAUGUUUCCGGAACGUCUUUGUACCAGUAUGUACAUCCUGAGGACCUGUGUAUUCUUGACAACGUCCAUAGAGCAGUCACCAAGGUAACGGAGGUUCAGUCGUUUUUCUUCCGUCUGGAGAUGAAACAAGGAGGCUGGAUUUGGUUGUAUUGUAAAGGAAAAGUCAUCUGCAAAAACUCGAAGAAAUUUUCAAUCGUCUUUUCACAUUGCCCCGUAAGAGACGACGAAAAUGUGUUUAUCAAACAAGAGUCUUUGCUUAGACGUCAUCGGUUAGCCAACUUUCUUCAACAGUCUUCAGACAUCUCAGCCAGCAAUUCACAUCCGCCCCAGCACGCAGAUCAGUUAAACGAAGCACCUCAUCUUUCUAACCAGCCAUGCCACAUUCAGUAUCAGUACCAUAAUCACCUCGGUUUUGAUUCUGAUCAACAUGGAGAUAAUGCACUCGCGAAUGGUUACAUCAUUGAUGGACAUGGUCUCUCAUCGUCCUUUGCUGUACACAACAUGUCUUGUCCCUCAUCUUGGCAUGCGGACAGUGAGAGGCACUCGCCGGUCCUUCCAAACAACCACGCAGCCCAGAAAACAUUACAAAGGGAAAGACAACUGCAUAUUGCAGAGUACAGACGAAAGCAAUAUUUCGAGCAGAAGAGAGCGUUAAUGACGUCAUUGCACCCUAAUAACAACUGCGUGUCGAUUGCAAGAGCUUUUCCCGAACAGUUGCAAAGUGUUCAUUCAAUACCAAUGGCAUCUAAUACCUUUACACAUCAGGACAAUUUUAGUUCUCAUGCGGAUUCCCCUUGCAAUUGGAGCUUUCCUUAUAACGAAUGCAGGGGAGAUUAUGGACGUGGUUACAUUUCUCCUCAAUUACACGAACUUAAUUAUCCAUGCCGCCAAGACUUCAACCCGGAAAAUGUUUAUGUCAUGCCACCUCAUAUAUCACAUAAUGAUUACUUUUCACUACAAAACCAGAAAGUAGGGUAUUUCGAAAGUGUGAACGGAGUUCCAGAGAACACAAAACACCCGACUGACAUUUACGGAUAUGGUGUACCCCGAGAUAAGCAAUGUUUAGUUCCCCACUUUUCCCCCAACGUACAAAACUUCUAUUCCAGUGCCAAUGUUCGAUUUUCUAUGGUGUGCAAUUCUGAUUUUAACAUAUACAACCCUGUUUCAAAAGACAAUGUAAACUGCUCAGCCGAAAUGCAUGAAACUUUCAAAAGCAAUACAGGAAUCCCCAGAAACAUCAUAAAGUCUGAAAGAGGUAAAGCCACUUGUUGCGCAAUGUCUGAAGGAAUAGAACCAGCAGUGAAGCCAGGUGUGAAGUAUGACAUCGAAGCUUCAAUUUAUAUGAGAAUUGUUGAAGCCCAGAAUACAAGACACUCUCAGACAACUAAUGAUUUCCCACCAUGCAAAAGUCUAGUAUCGUUGUGAGGUUCUGAAAUAAGAAUGGAUGAUUUCGUCUUCUCAUACCGGAAAUAAUAAUUUUGAACGUGAUAGGAUCACUGGAAUAUUGUUGCUCUUGCAAUAGACGUGUUAUAUUGAUCUCCCUAAUGAGAUUUAAAAACUCUCGCAGCCCGCCUGCUCGCUUAGCUCAAUAGGUAGAGCACAGAUCUAGGUCGUGAGUUCAAUCCACGCGCCAGUUCUCCAAAGACAUUGUUUCUGACAUAAUUGCAUCCUCUGAUUCAUGUGGGAAAGUUGGCAAUUACUUGUGGAAAACAGGUAAAUAGGGGUACUAGUACAGAAUCGAGGAACACUGGUAAGGUUUACUGUCCGCCGUUACAUAACUGAAAUACUGUUGAAAAAAACGGCGUUAACCAUAAGACAAACAAGCGAUCUCGCGAACAUGCAUAUGCAAGUGCUAGUAAUCGAAAUAUUGUGGGAAGUGUUUUAGUAAUGUUCACAUUUUAUUUACUGCGUUUUUAUUUCCUUUAGGAAUACAACCAAACAUAGCCUUUAACGUAAGAUUAGCGUUUUGCAGCUACCCAUAGUAGUUUUAUAGAGAAUACCAACGGUGCGGAUCAGACAUGCAGGUCAAAUUUCAAUUAUUAACAUUGUUUCUUGCUAGAUAGAUUUCAUAUUUUAUUUAUUGAAGUACAGUCCAUAUUUUAUGUCUUGCUUUUAGCUCACCUGAGCCAAAGGCUCAUGGUGAGCUUUUGUGACCACUCAAUGUCCGUCGUCCGUCGUGCGUCCGUCAACAUUUUCUAAAAAGAUCUUCUUGAAAACCACUGGGCAGAUUUACGCCAAACUUCACAGAAAUUAUUCUAUGGUGGCCCCCUUUCAAAAUUAUUCAAAGAAUUGAAUUCCACACAGAACUGUGGUUGCCAUUGCAACCGAAAGGAACAACUUAAAAAAUAUUCUUGUCCAAAACCGCAAGGCGUAGAGCCUUGAUAUUUUGGCAUGUGACAUCAUCUAAUGGUCAUCUAUAAAAAAAUUUUGGGGUGAAAAGAGGCUCCGCCCCGGGGGUCCCAAGUUUUAUAUAGGAAAAAAAAACUUUUAAAAACAAACUGCAAGGCCUAGGUUUUUGAUAUUUGGUAUGUUGCAUGGCCUACUGGUUCUCUACCAAGAUUAUUAAAAUCAUGCCCCCGAGUUGAAAAAGACACCACCCAGGGAGUCCCAAGUUUCACAUAUACAUAUAUAGGAAAGAAAUAGAAAAAAAAUCUUCUUGUCUGAAAGUUCAAGGCCUAGGCCUUUGAUAUUUAGCAUUGUGUAGUAGACCUUUAACAAGAUUGUUCAAAUUAUGCCCCUUGGGUGAAAAGAGGCCCUGCCCCGGGGAUCACUUGUUAUAUGAGUUAGAUCUGUUUAGGAAAAAAAACUUAAAAAAUAUCAGAUCAUAUUUCCGAGACUGUUUCAUUAUAAUUACCUGAUGACCCCUAGUGAUUAGGGGUCACCUAACUGUGAUCUGGAUGACAUGUAUAGUUUUGCACACUGAUCUUAAAACUGACUUUCAGUGACCAUAAAUGUGACCUACUGAUCUACUUUCUUAAUAUUUUAGCAUCAGUUUGACAUGUUUCACAUUUGAAACAUGUUCACACAACUGGGAAAAGAGUUCAACGCUUACUUACAAUUGACUUUCUUACCUGAUCUCUUACACUUGUCAAUGUAGCUCA